Ostrinia furnacalis (Asian corn borer) is the source of this 1626-nucleotide messenger RNA. RefSeq lists its product as uncharacterized. The transcript has 3 exons. Gene Ontology annotation, molecular function: protein binding. Bases 150 to 440 code for a protein of 96 amino acids. The record is from RefSeq and is a predicted model, not a curated record. NCBI's taxonomy places the organism in Eukaryota, Metazoa, Arthropoda, Insecta, Lepidoptera, Crambidae.
AACUGCAGGUUUUAUACGUGGUCAUUUUAUACCAGUUGCUGUUUUUGGUGGCUCCCCACUUUUGCUUUAUAAAGAGGCUGACCCCACCGCCAAUUGCCAGUCCAUAGUCAGUGGUGGAACACGAUCAGAUUUGUUUAGAAAAAAUCACAAUGAAGGCAGUGACGCUCGUUGUUUUUGCGGUGGUGCUGGUGGCGGUGUCGGCCAGGCCUGACAAGCCCGACCUGAAGCAACUCAAGGCUGACGCGGCCCGCAAGAAGGCCUGCAUGCAGGACUGCACCAGCGCGAAAUUCGACCCUGUCUGCGCGGGCAAGGACGGAGAGAAGCCCAAGUCUUUCGGCAGCGAGUGCGUCAUGAACAACUACAACUGCGAGCACAAAGAAACCCUGCAUAAGAUCAAGAAGGGAGAGUGUCCCGGCUCCGACGGCAUCCGCCUAUCUUAAAUAUUUUAACUACCCUACUUAAAGUAUCGCUGUAACCUUGUUACACUUUAUGUUUAAUUACCUAUUUACUUAUAAUUAGAGUUAAGAGUUUAAGACAGCAAACUUAUAUUGCUUUGCAGCCACACUUUUCAAAGGAGCUGUGAUGAAUUAGCGCGUAUUUGAGCUUUUUUUAGUUUCAUCAUCAACAGUAUCAUCGUAGUGUUUUGCAUUUAAGCAUUUUAUUUUAUCAUCUUGUUUUUUAUCGUUUUGUUUAUCAUCACUUUAUUGAUACGUAUUUCGUUUUGUGCUUAUUAGAACAUUUGAGUUUAGUGCAGUUUUUUUAUGUUUGUUUUAGUUGUUUAUUGUGCUGACACGGCUUAACCAUUGUUAUUAUUAGUCUCGAUUGUGCACAGAGAGGGUUUCCGAGGACAAAGUGAUUUUAGUUCUUAGUUCUUAGAUAUAACUAUUUGUGCUUUUCUUGUAAUAGCAUUUAUGAAAUCUUGUAUACUUUUGGCGUCAUUUUCAUUUCUUGGCCAGAUAAGUAAAUAAGAUCGGAUUUAGAAAUGGUGUAAAGUCCGUAAAAAAAGAUACGUCUCUAAGCUGUAUGGUAUCAGAGAUAUGUUAGAGGUUUCAAUUUCGUUCUUAUCAGGUUCUAAGUCACAAUUAGGUUAUAGGUUAGGUUAGGCAUGUCGGAAGGCCAUAAUAAGUAUAUCCUGAACGUCGUUUCUAACCUUUGGGUUUGUCUAUCGCUGUCACUUUUGCCCGCAUCUCUUUGAGUGAGGGACUUAUAGGAUUUCGUGCUGCUAUUUGAACAAAACUGCGUACCGGAAAACGCAGCGUGGGACGUCCACCUACAAGGUGGACCGACGACAUCGUAAAGGUAGCAAGGAAGCGCUGGACGCAGGCCGCUACCAAUCGAUCAACAUGGAAAGCAUUGAAGGAGGCCUAUGUUCAGCAUUGGACGUCCUAUGACUGAAAUGAUGAUGAUGAUGAUGAUGAUUUGAACAAAACGUUUAAAACCGCCUGAUAAGAUCGAAUAGUUACCUUUAAUACUAGUCUAAUCUCUAAUGAUCAUCAUCAUGAUUAUAGCCAUAAAAACAAUAACCCAGCUGUUUCUAGCUGAGCCUCUUCAGCUUUCAUUUUUUUCUUUCGGACUUAUUAUCUUUAACCAUACAAAUUCAAUGGAACAAAUAAGUACCUACUGGUA